ACGCGACGCCGAACCAAUGCCAGUCGCUCGGCGCGGAGGGCGUGGCGGCGGCGACGUCGGGGGUGAUGGGGGUUUUUGGGGAGGCGUAGGCCGCCGUCCCGGGCGUGGCGGUCUUUAUUUUGGUUCAGAUCAUUCUUAUUCUUUUUUUACUCCUUAUCAUUCUUCUUCUGAUAAAUGCGAUUAUCUAUCGGAUCAGAAGCAUUCUCAAAAGAGCCCGAGGCGACGGCAACUAACCCGCCAGCCCCACGGACCAAACGGACUCUUUUGUAUAAGUACGCAGGUACCGAUGUACACACGCUCACCCCCUGCACCGCUGCGGCUGGGUCUCAGGAUCCUCUGUCUCUCUCCUCUCGCGGUAGCGGCCGCAGGCUGGCUUGUCGCACAAAUCCCCUCCCCAGCCAACUUCCGCCCUCUCUCCCAGCCUACUCACUUCUUCCCACCACCACCGCAUCUGGCCCAGCGACUAACGAAGCCGGCAAAACAGGCUCUCUCCAACCCCCCCCGGCUGGCCAUGCCAUGAGAUAUACUACGUGGUCGGCCAUUCUACAAGCAGGGGAAAAGCUCAGCGGCCUCUGCCAGUCAUUCGUUCCAAUCCCGCCAACUCAACUCGUUCGCGUCAACACCUGCAAGAUCUACCAUUCUACUGCUCCAGUGUACUAUCAUCACGACCACGACGAUCACAACUACGACCUCGACCACGACAACAACAACAUACUUAAUACUACUACUAAUCCAUCACCACCGCGGCAUCACCCACAGCCAAUUCACUUCGCGUCGUGGACGGCCCCCCGCGAACCAAACGAGACAACACUUCCGUUGUCUUUCGUGCCCCUCACUACUAUCGGAUCUUCAGACCUGGCCUCCGUCAGCCCAGGCCUUUUCCGUCAACUGUCGUCAGCUACAAGGCUGUGUACCAUCUUAACAUCGUCGGCCGGAGUCUCUCGCUAUUUAGCAUUCGUCGCAUCCCUGCGCCCCGACGCUUAUACCGUAUGCGGAAUCGUCGUCCCUCCUCGCGGGCAUAGUUAUUCCCAACCGUCGCUGUCGGCCCGAACGCGCGCGCGCAGACGGAUACCGUAGUCGGGUUCUCGUCGAGCUGGCAAGAUGGGCGGCUACGGUGACUUCACCGACAUCUGCCACACGGCGCCCCUGCCGUUGUGUCCUUCGGUCGGUCCCAUCACGUCGGUCUCGAGCGGCGUCGGCAUCGAAACCAACUGCUACUCCCGGAACAUCGAGCUGGCCAACACCAUCAUUUUCCAGGGCGCGUCUAGUUUCAUGCACAUCAUCGCCCUCGGCAUGACCGUUGUCAUGAUCCUGCACAUCCGCGGCAAAUUCACCGCCGUCGGUAGGUCCUCCCUCACCCCCUUUUAAUCUCUCUCUCUCUCUCUCUCUCUCUCUCUCUCUCUCU
Messenger RNA from Durotheca rogersii, 1405 nucleotides. RefSeq lists its product as uncharacterized. The record is from RefSeq and is a predicted model, not a curated record. NCBI's taxonomy places the organism in Eukaryota, Fungi, Ascomycota, Sordariomycetes, Xylariales, Xylariaceae. The transcript has a single exon. The coding region runs from base 175 to 1077 and encodes 300 amino acids.